Osmia lignaria (orchard mason bee) is the source of this 759-nucleotide messenger RNA. RefSeq lists its product as uncharacterized. Lineage: Eukaryota; Metazoa; Arthropoda; Insecta; Hymenoptera; Megachilidae. The record is from RefSeq and is a predicted model, not a curated record. Gene Ontology annotation, biological process: regulation of transcription by RNA polymerase II.
UGUUAAAGAUAUUAAUUUUGUUUAAUUAAAGGGUGUAAUUAAAAUGUCCGACGAAUCGGAAUAUGACGUGGAACCAGAAGAGUUUGACAUUUAUAAACGAAAGUACCAAUUGUUACUCGAUAGAUGUGAAGUUUUACAACAGGAAAAUGAAAGAUUAGUGUAUCGAAUUCAACGAGUAAGAAAACUUCUAAAACGUACAAGGAAGGAAAAAAAAUUUUUAAUUGAUCGUUUGGAUCAACAUGGUGAUCGUUGGCGGGAGGCACCCAUGGGAGUUCUUGAAGAAAAUAGUACGUUUCAAGUAACAUCUAAACCAGAGAAAACACCAAAAGCUACUGGACAUAAUUCUAAAGAGGAGAAAACAAAGAAAGUAACAAAAAGAAAGGGUACAAAAGCUGAUCCUAAUGCACCAAAACGACCAGCAAAUCCAUUUUUUCAAUUUUGUCAAGAACAAAGACCUCGUGUUAUGGAACGCUUGGCUGGAGAACCAGAACCAAGCAAGCAAGAGCUCACCAGACAACUCGCAACUACUUGGAAAUCUCUUAGUUCAGAAGACAAAAAAGUAUAUUAUGAUAUGUACGAACGAUCCAAAGAAAAGUAUGUUGCUGAAAUGCAAAUUUAUAAUAAAAAAUCGGAAGACACACCGAACCAAAUGUCUUUAAAUAUAACAUAGUAUUAAUAUAUAAAAUAAAUAUUUGUAAAUACGUAAUUUAUAAUCACAUAUUUGCACAUAUGUUAAUAUUUGUGUAUAAUAAAUGAAAA